Erigeron canadensis is the source of this 1098-nucleotide messenger RNA. RefSeq lists its product as uncharacterized. NCBI's taxonomy places the organism in Eukaryota, Viridiplantae, Streptophyta, Magnoliopsida, Asterales, Asteraceae. The coding region runs from base 1 to 1098 and encodes 365 amino acids. Gene Ontology annotation, cellular component: chloroplast. The transcript has 6 exons. The record is from RefSeq and is a predicted model, not a curated record.
AUGAACUAUAAGACCGAACCCGAAAAGGGUUUUGGUGGAAACAAAGACGGCGUGAAGAAAGUCGAUACAUUGACAUCUAUAGAGAAUGUUAUGGAAGCUUUACGAAAAACCAUCUUCAGCGGGGCUUUCUUGGUUUUGUUGGUAUUGUUAUAUGACCGUCGUCGUCCUCAUCUUGCAUUGGCUGCAUCGGGUGGUAGAAUUGGUGGGAGUUCAUUUGAUUCGUUUCGUUCUUCUCCUUCUUCUUCCUCUUCCUCUUCUUCAUAUUCUUCAUCUCCUUCAUAUUCUUCAUCUCCUUCUUCGUCUUCUUCAUAUUCUUCGUCUCCUUCAUAUUCUUCGUCUUCUUAUUCUUAUUCUUCGUCGACUUCCAAUAUCUGGGACAGCAGUCCGGAAUCCUCUUUUUAUAGUACUGAGACUAGCAGCCCAGUCUGCCAGAAUCAAACUUCUAUGUCGUCAAAUGAUAUAUUCCUUUUAAUAUUUUGUUUUGCCGCUAUUUGUGUGGUUUACCACUUCUUAACUCGAUCAGAUGCUUAUGUAGAUAUUCCAAAAGCAAGUGUUCUCAAGCUUCAGAUCGGAUUGUUGGGGACGGCUAGAAAACUGCAACAGGAUCUCAAUCAGAUCGCCGAGGCAGCUGAUACAUCAACCUCUCAGGGCUUAAGCUAUGUAUUACAAGAGGCAGCACUUGUUUUACUUCGACAUCCUGAUUAUUGCGUUUCUGGUUAUUCCUCGGUGGAUAAAAAGAGGGGUGUAGGGGCGACAGAAAAACGAUUUAAUCAAAUUUCUAUUGAAGAAAGGGGUAAAUUUGAUGAGGAGACUCUGGUCAAUGUCAACAACAUCCGAAAGAAAAUCACAACAAGUCAGAAACCAAAUGGCUUACGCAACGAGUAUAUCGUGGUUACGAUUAUUGUGGCUGCCAGUGGCAUACAUGACCUGCCACACAUCACAAACAGUGCACAAUUGAAGAAAGCGUUGCAAAACCUGGCCUGUAUCCCUUCAAACCAAAUCAUGGCAGCCGAGGUGUUAUGGACUCCACAAAAGGAAUAUGAUACCCUUUCCGAGCAAGAGUUGCUUGAAGAUUAUUCCCUGCUACGCCCUUUGUAG